Molecule: messenger RNA, 3039 nt
Organism: Manis pentadactyla (Chinese pangolin)
Lineage: Eukaryota; Metazoa; Chordata; Mammalia; Pholidota; Manidae
Gene: NSUN2
Product: NOP2/Sun RNA methyltransferase 2
Exons: 19
Coding region: 264-2561 (765 amino acids)
Biological process (GO): tRNA methylation
Cellular component (GO): cytoplasm; nucleus
Molecular function (GO): tRNA (cytidine-N5)-methyltransferase activity; tRNA binding
Source: RefSeq, a predicted model, not a curated record
GCUGCCUGACGCUGCUCGGGCGCUCGGCGCGGAGACCCGGCGGGGUACCCUCUGGAGCCACUUCCCCACUCCGGGCUGUCAGCGGUUCCCUUUGCUCGUUGCCUUCCGGGAGCACGGGUCGCGGCGCUUUGAGCCUAUUUCUUGAACGUCCCUACAGGCCCGGGAGAGGCGCGGGCCGGGCCCGGGGACCUCGGCGGCAGCCCGGAAGCGGGACGGCGGUGGCGGGGCGCUGUACGCGGGCGCUGUGUGCGGCCGCGUGGGCCAUGGGGCGGCGGUCGCGGGCCCGGCGGACCCAGAGGGGGCCGCGGCCGGAGGGCGCGGAGGACGGCGCCGAGGGCGGCGGGAAGCGCAGUGAGGCGGGCUGGGAAGGCGGGUAUCCGGAGAUCGUCAAGGAGAACAAGCUGUUCGAGCACUACUACCAGGAGCUCAAGAUCGUGCCCGAGGGCGAGUGGGACCAGUUCAUGGAAGCGCUCAGGGAUCCCCUCCCGGCCACCUUGAGAAUUACUGGCUACAAAAGCCACGCAAAAGAGAUUCUCCAUUGCUUAAAGAACAAGUAUUUCAAGGAAUUGGAGGACCUGGAGGUGGAUGGUCAGAAAGUCGAAGUUCCACAACCCCUGAGUUGGUAUCCGGAAGAACUUGCCUGGCACACCAAUUUAAGUCGAAAAAUCUUGCGAAAGUCUCCACAGUUGGAAAAGUUUCACCAGUUUCUGGUUAGCGAAACUGAAUCUGGAAAUAUCAGUCGACAAGAAGCCGUUAGCAUGAUUCCACCGCUGUUACUGAAUGCACACCCCCAUCACAAGAUCCUAGAUAUGUGUGCAGCACCUGGGUCAAAGACCACACAGUUGAUUGAAAUGCUGCAUGCUGACAUGAAUGUCCCUUUUCCAGAGGGAUUUGUCAUUGCAAAUGACGUGGACAACAAACGCUGCUACCUGCUCGUUCACCAGGCCAAAAGGUUGAGCAGCCCUUGUAUCAUGGUGGUCAACCAUGAUGCAUCCAGCAUACCUAGGCUCCAAAUAGAUGUGAAUGGAAGGAAAGAGAUUCUCUUCUAUGAUCGCAUUUUAUGUGAUGUCCCUUGCAGUGGAGAUGGUACUAUGAGAAAAAACAUUGAUGUUUGGAAAAAGUGGACCACCUUAAAUAGCUUGCAGCUGCAUGGCUUGCAGCUGCGAAUCGCAACGCGAGGCGCGGAGCAGCUGGUAGAAGGCGGCAGGAUGGUGUACUCGACGUGUUCACUCAACCCCAUUGAAAAUGAAGCUGUCAUAGCAUCCUUACUGGAAAAAAGUGAAGGUGCUCUGGAGCUGGCUGACGUGUCUUCUGAGCUGCCGGGGUUAAAAUGGAUGCCAGGGAUCUCGCACUGGAAGGUCAUGACGAAAGAUGGGCAGUGGUUUGCAGAGUGGGAUGAUGUUCCGCACAGCAGACAUGCACAGAUCCGGCCCACCAUGUUCCCACCAAAGGACCUGGGAGAGUUAGAGGCCAUGCACCUGGAGCGCUGUCUUAGAAUAUUACCACAUCAUCAAAAUACUGGAGGAUUCUUUGUGGCAGUGUUAGUGAAAAAGUCUUCAAUGCCAUGGAAUAAACGUCCACCAAAGCUGCAGGGGCUGUCUGCGGAGCCGAGGGGGCCUGUGCAGCCCAGCCCUGCAGCCCCCCUAGGAGGGACAGCAGCCAACUGCUCUGAGCUGGAAAGUAACCCAGUCCCUGGAGUAGGUGAUGCAGAAGUACUUGAAAGAACUGAGAAUCAAGAGAAUAACGGAGACAAGAAAGAUGGCGUAUGUGGUCCUCCUCCUUCUAAGAAGAUGAAGUUAUUUGGAUUUAAAGAAGAUCCUUUUGUGUUUAUUCCUGAAGAUGACCCGUUAUUUCCACCUAUCCAGAAAUUUUAUGCUUUGGAUCCUUCAUUCCCAAAGAUGAAUUUGUUAACUCGAACUACAGAAGGGAAGAAAAGGCAGCUGUACAUGGUUUCAAAGGAGCUGAGAAACGUGCUCCUGAACAACAGUGAGAGGAUGAAGGUUAUUAACACUGGGAUAAAAGUCUGGUGUCGAAAUAACAGCGGAGAAGAGUUUGACUGUGCGUUCCGGCUAGCACAGGAGGGAAUAUACACAUUGUAUCCAUUUAUUAAUUCAAGAAUUAUCACUGUGUCAAUGGAAGAUGUUAAAAUUCUACUAACCCAGGAAAAUCCAUUUUUUAGAAAACUUAGCAGUGAGGCGUACAGCCAAGCCAAGGACAUGGCCAAGGGGAGCAUCGUCCUGAAGUACGAGCCAGACCACACGAAGGCAGACACCCUCCAGUGCCCCAUUGUACUGUGUGGAUGGCGGGGAAAGGCCUCAAUUCGAACUUUUGUGCCCAAGAACGAACGGCUGCACUAUCUCAGGAUGAUGGGGCUAGAGGGGCUGGCAGAAGAGAAGAAGGAAGGUGCUUCUGGGACAGCGGAGAGCACAGCCCACCCAGGGUUGCUGGAGGGGGCGGGGGAGGGGGCAGCGUGCCAGGGGAGCCACCUGCAGGCGGCGGGGCAGGCUGCGGGCCCAGACCUGCCCCACGAGGACCCUGCGACACCUCACCCCCAUGUCUGAACCAAAUCCAGGACUUCUGACCUCAAAGGGAUGUAUUUUUAGAAACUGAGGGAAUGAGAGGAGUGGUCUGAAUGAGCUUGGCACUGCUUUCCUAUGGGGCUUGCGAGAGUAUUUUUUUAGCUUUUUAGAAGUCACUCCUUUUACUUUGUUUCUUUGGCAAAGCUGGGUCUGGGGCAGGUACUAGGCUUCCACUGUGGAAGUCUUGCUUCUAUCAAGUAACGUAACUACCCUUAACAGAAAUUUCCAGGUCCACUUUGUUAGGCCUUUAUUGACCUCAAGGUCCAGUAUUUCUUUUAAUUAUUUAUAGAGAGAACAUACCUUCUUUUGAAUCAAUGGAAAACUACUAUCAGCUUUAAUAACUAUUUAAAGUUGCACAUCAGCAGUGUGACGUUACCAUGCAGUGGGGUUAAUAUCUGAGGUCUCAGAUGACAUCUGUGCCUUUGUAAUAAAGGGUAAAAUAAAUUUUCACAGAGUAAGA